Messenger RNA from Sesamum indicum (sesame), 1859 nucleotides. RefSeq names its product putative UPF0481 protein At3g02645. The record is from RefSeq and is a predicted model, not a curated record. NCBI's taxonomy places the organism in Eukaryota, Viridiplantae, Streptophyta, Magnoliopsida, Lamiales, Pedaliaceae.
UGCAGUCAUGACAGUCGUCUCUUAGCCUAAUACCACUCACCAAACCCGUAGACUUUGAGCUUCAACAUGUCUUCAUCUCAACCCAGAUUGGGUCCGAACUCGGAUACGAACUUCAACGAGAACCAAUGGGUGAUCCAUAUCCGUCGAGCUCUGGAGGAAGAGCUUGAGGAAGAAACUGAAACCCCACUUAGUAUCUUCACUGUUCCCAAACCCCUCGUGGCCAUCCGUCCGGAUUCCUUCAUCCCACAACAAGUUUCUAUCGGACCCUACCAUUAUACCCGACCCGAGAUCCAUGAGAUGGAGAGGUACAAGCUUGCUGCCGCCAGGAGAAACCAGAAAGACUACCAAAACCUCAAGCUCCAAGGCCUCGUCGAUCGUCUGCUGGGAUUUGAACGCGGGAUUCGUGCUUGUUACAACAAGUACUUGAACUUCAACGGCGAGACGUUGGCCUGGAUGAUGGCCGUGGACGCGUCUUUCUUGUUUGAGUUCUUGCAAGUUUGUGCUGUCAAACAUGGCAAGGAAACGGCGACGAUUAACGUUGGUUCUUCAAGAUUGUCGUAUUUGGUCAGGUUGGCGGGGAAUAAGGCUGCACAUAAUGCAAUUCUUAGAGAUAUUUCGAUGCUUGAGAACCAAAUCCCUUUGUUUGUGCUGAGGAAACUGUUGGAACUUCAGUUUUCCUCUUCUGAGAAGGGGGAUGAGACGUUGUCCUGUAUGCUAAUCGGGCUUUGUGAAGAGCUUUCUCCAUUCAAGAUGGUUGAAGAUCUGCCAAAUGUUAGAGAUUUGGCUCAUUUGCUUGAUGUUUUGUACCAUUUCUGUGUGCCAAAAUUGGAAGGAUAUUCUUACAUGACUACAGGAUCAGUUCAAGAAGUAGUCCAACUUGAGGAAGAAGAUCGUGGUGCUGAUGAACAUCAAGCAACAUCAGAUGAUGAUCAUGACGAGAAAGAACAUAAGGUAUGCACCAAAGUUUUGAAUUUCGAUGCACCAUUGAACUUCAUCAAGAAGAUUGUAUUCUCUAAGCCAAUGAAGGUGAUUGUGAAAUUGCCUUGGAUAAUUCUUUCCAGUCUACCUAUGUUGAAACUCAUAAAAGAACCCGUGGAGAACUUCUUCACCUCCUUAGAUGAAGAUCAGGAGUCCAAUGAAGAUAAGAGUACUCAGAAUAGCAUCAUAAACAAGCCCCCAUUGCUAGAAGAAAUCAAAAUCCCUUCUGUAACCGAGCUCACUGAAGCUGGGGUACAUUUUGAGGCGACAGAAGGAGGCAUCUCAACCAUUACUUUCGACAACAAAAAUGUCGUUCUCUAUCUCCCAACCAUUAGUCUAGACAUCAACUCUGAGGUCGUGUUGCGAAACUUGGUUGCAUACGAGGCUUGCAACGUGUCAGGGCCGUUGGUUUUGGCUCGAUAUGUUGAGUUAAUGAACGGGAUUAUUGACACAGAGGAGGAUGCCAAGUUUCUUCGCGAAAGAGGGAUCAUAAAGAACCGUUUGAAGAGUGAUGAGGAGGUGGCUAAUCUUUGGAAUGGGAUGAGCAAGUCUAUUAGAUUGACUAAAGUGCCCUACUUGGACAAGGUGAUUGAAGAUGUGAACAAGUAUCAUAGUGGGAUGUGGAAGGUUAAAUGUGAGAACUGCAUGAAGAAAUAUGUGUUUAGGUCAUGGAGGUUUCUAACAUUUCUUGCUGCUCUCUUGAUGUUGUUGCUCUUGGCUUUACAAGCCUUUUGCUCUGUGUAUAACUGUGCUCGUGUUGUGCCUGUCAAGAACCUCGGUUGAUUGGUCGUAUGUAUGUACUCUGUUACUUUCUUGAUGUUGAAUAUUGUAAUUGCAAUGCUUCUCGUCUCCUAAUCAGCUACUUCUCUCAAAACCUCGUA